AUGGCAUCCAAACUGACUCUCCAGUCUACCCGCCGAAUGCUAUCGGGUCAUGAGAUCCCCGCUAUUGGCUAUGGGGUUUACAUGAUCAAUCCAUCUUCCACCGAGAAGGCCACCGCAGAGGCCCUUAAAGUGGGAUUCCGCCAUAUCGACUCAGCGAUCAUGUAUCGCAACGAGAAAGGCUGCGGCCGCGCGAUCCAGAACUCGGGACUCGACCGAUCUGAGAUCUUUCUGACGACGAAGAUUCCUCCGGGAUCAAUGGGUUACGAACAGACCAAACGAGCUGUCAGCUCUAGUCUACGAGAAGUAGGACAGGAUUAUUUCGAUCUGAUUCUCAUUCAUGCACCAUACGGCGGAAAGACCGCACGACUGGGCGCAUGGGAAGCUCUCGUCGAAGCCCAGAAAGCCGGCAAGGUGAGAUCGAUCGGAGUUUCUAACUAUGGAAUCCACCACCUUGAAGAGCUGGAGGCGUAUAUUCAGAACGGAGGCGGGGGCGAAAUAUCCGUCGGCCAGUAUGAGCUGCAUCCCUGGUUGGACCAUUCAGAUAUCAUUGAAUGGUUGCAGAAACGCAAGAUCAUCGUUGAGGCAUAUUCGCCUCUCGCUCACGGAGAGCGACUUGAUGAGCCUGUACUGCAGACAAUCGGGAAGAAGUAUAACAAGUCGCCGGCCCAGGUGAUGAUUAGAUGGAGUUUGCAGAUGGGCUUACUGCCGUUGCCCAAGUCGGUCACGCCCCAUCGUAUCCGGGAGAACACAGAGGUGUUUGACUUUGAACUAUCAGCGGAAGAUAUGGAUUUGCUGGACACGGGGGAGUAUUGUCCGACAGACUGGGAUCCGACAGUCGAUGAGGAUUAG
Penicillium manginii is the source of this 849-nucleotide messenger RNA. RefSeq names its product aldo/keto reductase. The record is from RefSeq and is a predicted model, not a curated record. NCBI's taxonomy places the organism in Eukaryota, Fungi, Ascomycota, Eurotiomycetes, Eurotiales, Aspergillaceae. Bases 1 to 849 code for a protein of 282 amino acids. Gene Ontology annotation, molecular function: oxidoreductase activity. The transcript is spliced from 6 exons.